Messenger RNA from Juglans microcarpa x Juglans regia, 972 nucleotides. Its product is annotated as 40S ribosomal protein S8-like. Gene Ontology annotation, molecular function: structural constituent of ribosome. Lineage: Eukaryota; Viridiplantae; Streptophyta; Magnoliopsida; Fagales; Juglandaceae. Gene Ontology annotation, cellular component: ribosome; cytosolic small ribosomal subunit. Bases 150 to 833 code for a protein of 227 amino acids. The transcript is spliced from 5 exons. Gene Ontology annotation, biological process: maturation of SSU-rRNA from tricistronic rRNA transcript (SSU-rRNA, 5.8S rRNA, LSU-rRNA); translation. The record is from RefSeq and is a predicted model, not a curated record.
CUUUGGUAAUUACGAAACUAGGGUUUAGAGUGAGUUAACCCUAACUCGCCUCCCUUUAAAUUCUUCUUUUCCGUCUCUGACCUCAGUUGCUCUGCAGAGAUUUGUGGACUUGUGGCUGACAGACACCGUAGAACAGCCACUCGGCCAAAAUGGGUAUUUCUCGUGAUUCCAUGCACAAGAGACGUGCCACUGGAGGCAAGAAGAAGGCUUGGAGGAAGAAGCGCAAGUAUGAGCUCGGAAGGCAACCUGCAAACACAAAGCUUUCAAGCAACAAGACAGUUAGGAGGAUUAGAGUUCGAGGUGGGAAUGUGAAGUGGCGUGCUCUGAGGCUUGACACUGGAAACUACUCAUGGGGGAGUGAGGCUGUGACCCGGAAAACCCGUCUUCUUGAUGUGGUCUACAAUGCAUCCAACAAUGAGCUGGUUCGUACUCAGACUCUGGUAAAAAGUGCUAUUGUUCAGGUUGAUGCAGCGCCAUUCAAGCAGUGGUAUCUUCAGCAUUAUGGAGUUGACAUUGGUCGCAAGAAGAAAACUUUGGCUUCCACCAAGAAAGAAAGCGAGGAGGGUGAUGCUCCUGCUGCUGCUGCUGCUCCUGCUACUGAGGAGGCGAAGAAAAGCAACCAUGUCCAGAGAAAGCUGGAGAAGCGGCAGCAGAAUCGUAAGCUUGAUGCACACAUUGAAGAGCAAUUUGGUAGUGGUCGUUUGUUGGCUUGUAUCUCAUCAAGACCUGGUCAGUGUGGCCGUGCUGAUGGAUACAUCUUGGAAGGUAAAGAGCUUGAGUUCUACAUGAAGAAGAUCCAGAGAAAGAAGGGCAAGGGAGCUGGAGCUGCCUAAAGUUUUGUUACCUGAACGUCAUCCUUCAUAUCACAUAGGGCGUUGAACUUAAGCUUAGAUGAAACAUUUUGGGAGAAAGCUAUUUCUUGUGUUACAUUUGACUUUCUAAUUGGAAUAUUAUGGGUGUCUUCUACUGUCA